Messenger RNA from Plodia interpunctella (Indianmeal moth), 767 nucleotides. RefSeq names its product mitochondrial ribosomal protein S18B (gene mRpS18B). The record is from RefSeq and is a predicted model, not a curated record. Gene Ontology annotation, biological process: mitochondrial translation. Lineage: Eukaryota; Metazoa; Arthropoda; Insecta; Lepidoptera; Pyralidae. The coding region runs from base 139 to 705 and encodes 188 amino acids. Gene Ontology annotation, cellular component: mitochondrion; ribosome. Gene Ontology annotation, molecular function: structural constituent of ribosome. The transcript has 2 exons.
GCCUGACAGUGACAGCCAGCUGGCUUGGUUGGAUGGAUUGAGGUUAUUUAUUUUAAUUUCCUUUUUUACGUAGGUAGGUACUUACGUUUUACAAAUUGGUAAACACAGAUUAAUUGAAAAUUAGGCGAUUAAAUAGAAAUGGCUUUAUACCGAAAUAUCCGAUCGUUGUUCAAUAGAAUUGUAUUGUUUGAUGCACGAAACAAUGUCAGAUUUUUUUCUGAUCAACUCGAUGAAGCAGGUGAAACGGAAAGUGAACAAACACCAGUAGACCCUACUAAAGAUAGGACAAAAAUAAUACCCGUUGAAACAAGUAUGAGAUAUCUGGAAAGUAAAGCUUACCAACAAGCUUAUGGUGUAAAUCCAGUCUGGGUGCUAUACCGCCGUAAUCAUAAGGGACAAUUUGCUCCAAGGAAGACAAGAAAGUCGUGUGUCCGUAAUGGAGUAAUAUCUACAGGAAAUCCGUGCCCUAUUUGCCGUGAUGAGUACUUGGUUUUAGACCACCGUAACACGAAAUUAUUACAGCAGUUUAUAUCACAGUAUACUGGACAGAUAUUGGAUGCAUUCAAUACAGGACUUUGUCGGAAAAAGCAAAAGGAAUUACUUGUAGCUAUUGAAAGAGCAUGGGAUCAGGGGUUGCUGACAUAUGAUGUUCCUUUCAGGGAAUAUGAUUAUUCUUUAUAUUAUAAUGAAAACAAUGUUUCUUAAUUCUAAGUAGCUAUAUAUUUGAAUUAGUAUUUGUUUAAUAAAUAAAAUAUUGGUACUCUAUA